Colossoma macropomum (tambaqui) is the source of this 914-nucleotide messenger RNA. RefSeq names its product anionic trypsin-1-like. Gene Ontology annotation, biological process: proteolysis. Lineage: Eukaryota; Metazoa; Chordata; Actinopteri; Characiformes; Serrasalmidae. Gene Ontology annotation, molecular function: serine-type endopeptidase activity. The record is from RefSeq and is a predicted model, not a curated record. Bases 75 to 878 code for a protein of 267 amino acids. The transcript has 5 exons.
UUGGUGCUGAGCAGGUUUAAAAGUCAGAUACGUUUGGGAUCUUCUCCAGUCCAGGAGCUGAAGACGUUCUCACCAUGGCCAAGACUGCUUUCCUGAUUCUCGCACUUUGGGCAGCAGGUGUGACUUCGUCUGUUGUUGAAAAGCGUUUGGUAUCUGCAAUUACGUGUCCUGAUACUGAGAAACGCUAUCAUGUGCGGGUGGUGCACGAGUUUCAUGAUGGGAAGAGCAUGACGUGCGGUGGAACUCUCAUCCAUAAACACUGGGUUAUAACUGCAUCUCACUGCUAUGUCGGAAGAGACGGCACGUUGAAAGUGGAGAUCGGUGGCCAUCCGAUGACAGCUGUAAAGAAACAACUGCGUAUUAAAAAGAAAAACAUCAGGGUUUAUGCCGAGAACCUAAAAGAACCCAUCAUGUUGCUGAAGCUUCCAGAGUCUGUGAAAAAUAUCAAGCCUGCUUUGCUGGUGCCUGGAGACUGCAUAGCUCCGAAAGAUGGAGAGGAACUGCAGGUUUCUGGCUACGGUGCCACGACAGCUGAAGGAGGUCCGGGUGUAAAAGAUCUGAUGUGCCUGGAAGUUAAAAUCCUCAGCAAGAGUCACUGUCCAGAUUUGUCCGGCACCAACUAUGAGAAGUUCACCUAUAUCUACUGUGGGGGAGGAGUCGGUGGUGCAGAAAUCAAAGCCUGCCAGGGUGAUUCUGGUUCCGGUCUCCUGAAGAAAGAGCUGGUUUCGAAACGUGUAUUAUUUUUGAAAAAGGAGAGGACGGCAGAUGUGCUGUAUGGAGUUCUCCUUAGUGGGCAAGAUGCAUGCGAAGAUAAAUUUGUUUUUGUUGACCUCUGUGCCAAAAAGAUAAAGAAGUGGAUAGAUAAACUUGUGUCAUAAACCUUGAAGAGGCUCUUGCAAAGUCCUAAUAUAUAA